Molecule: messenger RNA, 2064 nt
Organism: Theobroma cacao (cacao)
Lineage: Eukaryota; Viridiplantae; Streptophyta; Magnoliopsida; Malvales; Malvaceae
Gene: PTAC15
Product: plastid transcriptionally active 15
Biological process (GO): regulation of DNA-templated transcription
Molecular function (GO): double-stranded DNA binding
Source: RefSeq, a predicted model, not a curated record
ACUCAUUCUUAGUUUUAAUUUUAAAAUCAUGCUUAGUAAUUUUCAAGCAACCUAAUUGGUAUCAUGGGAGAAGAAAAAAAUUCAGCUGUUUUAUUGAUGUCACCUUCAGGAAUCAGGACCAUCGUCUCUUCCUUCUAGGGACAAAGGGCCGCCAUCUAUUUCAAGCCUUCGCAAAGCUGACAAGAAUCGAAGCGCCAACGAUCUGUGAGAGUGAGCUCAUCCAAUUAUGGUUGCCGCAAUCACCGUGUUAACAGAUUCCUUUUGUCUUCCCUCCUCUGUUUUCUUAAACUCACAUGCCUUAACAUAUAGUCCUCCAAAACUACAAUCCCCACAUCCUUUGUACGCAAGUCCAACUGCCCGUCCACGCGAAUGCUUCUCUCUAAUAAACGUCAAUACGACAUAUAGGACUGAACUCAGGCCGCUAACGUGUCCCCAGCCGGCUAAGCGUUUUCUCCUCCAAUGUAGCUACCUCGACCCGCCUACCGCCUUUCAAAAUGAAACAGGUAUGCUCUUUUCGCUUUUUAGAGAAAUUGGGCUGAAUGAAAAGGAAACCGAUUUACUUUUGGACAAGAACCCAACUUUAAGAUCAACGUCUUUGGACAAAAUUCGUGCCCGGCUUCUUGCUUUACAGUCCGUUGGAAUCAAUGGCUUUGCUCUUUACUGGUUGGUUACUAAAUGUCCAAGUGUACUAAUAGCUGAGGAAAUUGAUUCAGUGAUUGGUUUUGUGCAUGAUGAUUUAGAAGGAAAGGUUGAGCCAGCACAACUGGAACGCCUUUUUAGUACCACAGGAGCCGGAUUCGUACUAGGUUUUGAUCAAAAGGUUAAUCUGCUUCUUCAUCAUGGAGUUCCCCAAGAGAAGAUUGCUCAUGUUCUCAACAAUGUCAACUUGAUCAAAGCCAUUUGUAGCAAGUCGGUUGAAGAACUUGAAAGAACCAUAACUUUCUUGAAACCUUAUCAUGGCAUUGAAAUAAUAGUUAGGCGUCCAGCGAUUCUCAACUAUGAUUUGGAUUCUCAGUUGAUUCCAAAAAUUCAGUUUCUUGAAGAACUUAGUGGAGGUGAUGAAGAUGCCACAGGGACUGUGUUGCGGAAACUGCCUGCCAUUUUGAGUUAUAGUUUGGAGCAUAUGGAGGGUCAUGUAGAGUUCUUGAGAUCAUAUGUUGGUCUUAGUGACCCAGAAAUAUUCAAGAUUAUCCUUGUGUUUCCAAAUAUGGUUAGUGCCAGCAAAGAGAGGAAGCUGCGUCCCAGAAUAGAGUUUCUCAAGCAAUGUGGGCUUAAUUCUAAUGACAUUUUCAAGUUCUUGACAAGAGCCCCCUUGUUUCUGGCACUUUCCUUUGAAGACAACCUUGCGCAUAAACUUGGGUUUUUAGUGAAGAUUGGGUAUGAGUAUAGAACAAAAGAGUUGGCUGUGGCAUUGGGAGCUGUCACCAGAACAAGCUGCGAAAAUAUGCAGAAGGUGAUUGGGCUCUUCUUGAGUUACGGACUCUCAUGUGAAGAUAUCUAUGCCAUGAGCAAGAAGCACCCUCAAAUACUGCAGUACAAUCCUAGUUCUUUGGAGGAGAAGAUGGUGUACUUGGUAGAGGAAAUGGGUCGAGAAGUUAGGGAGCUAUUGACGUUUCCUGCAUUUCUUGGUUACAAGCUUGAUGACAGGAUUAAGCACCGGUAUGAAGUAAAGAAGAAAACAGUAGGGAAAAGAAUGUCCCUCAACAAGCUCUUAUCAGUGUCAGCCAACAGGUUCUCAACCAAAAAGAAAGCAAAAAGUCUUGUUAAUGAUUGACAACCGGAGCAAAGACUGAAGCUUAAUAAUAUUUACUGUGAUUGUUCACCGUACUUCUAUCAGAAACUAGCUCCAACCCUUCUUUAUUCACUGGAAAAUUAAUUUUUAUUUAUCUGAACAAGCCGGUUCAUUGCAACUUGAUCAUGAGAAUAGCAACGGCAACUAAAGGAAACUAGGUAUAUCACCAACCAGGUCUAUAGCACAACUCAUCGCAGGAUGAACCUAAUGAACUGAUUUAAUUCGUCCAUGUACGAUCAUAUGAUAGUGGCAAAUAACAUCCUAUUUCUUUU